AUGAAUCGACUCAGGAUUAGCACUCAGAAAAACAACAUGACAUCUUCUUGGCUUAUGAAAUUUAGUUUCCUUUGGCUUCUUAGUCAGAAUGGUUGCAGAGGCAGUGCUGUUUUUUCAGCUUAUAUGAACAUAUCAUUUCAGGUUGGGAAUCGCAUGUUGUCUGAGCUAGGGGAGGCAGGAGUAUUUGGAAGAAGCUCUGCUUUGAAGAGGGUGGUUGGAGUUAUUGUGCCCCCGGAAGGAAAACUACAAAGUGCAUGCAAUCCCUAUGCUAAAUUCAAGAAACCAAACUCCACAGUGACAUGGUUUGCACUCAUUGAACGGGGAGGAUGUACCUUCUCACAGAAAAUUAAGGUGGCUGUUGAGAAUGGAGCCAGUGGUGUGAUCAUCUACAACUUUCCAGGAACUGGCAAUCAAGUGUUUCCCAUGUCUCAUCAAACAUAUGAGGGUAUUGUUGUGGUGAUGAUUGGUAAUCUGAAGGGUUUGGAGAUAUUGCAUUUAAUUAAAAAGGGAGUGUAUGUCACAGUCAUGAUAGAUGUUGGGAGAAAGCACAUCAUCUGGAUUAAUUACUACGUCAUCUUGUUUGUGAUUGUCACAACUGCUACCAUAGCAUACUUCAUCUUUUAUCACAUCCGAAGACUUUUAAUAUCAAGGAUUCAAAAUAGAAGAUGGCAACGAAUAACCAUAGAUCUCAAGAAAGCAUUGGGCCAGCUCCAGGUUCGGGUACUCAAAGAAGGGGAUGAAGAAAUCAGUUCAAAUGGAGAUAGCUGUGUUGUUUGCUUUGAACUCUAUAAAUCUAAUGAUACAAUUCGUAUUCUGACUUGUAAACACUUUUUUCACAAGGAUUGCAUUGACCCCUGGAUUUUAUCCCAUGGGACCUGUCCCAUGUGCAAAUGUGAUAUUCUUAAAGCCUUGGGGAUUCAAGUCGAUAUUGAAAGCGAAACAGAACCUUUGCAAGUGUUGAUGUCAGAUGAAUUGUCUUGUAACCUGUCACCUAAUGAAGAGGGGAUAGAUAAUGAACUGCCUCCCCCAAGAAGGUCAGAGAAAGCCACUCAAGUUGAGAAAGAGGAGCACCCCACUUCUCAGAAUGACGAGUCAAAUUCAGUAGCAGAAAUUGUACAACAUUCACUAUGA
Molecule: messenger RNA, 1131 nt
Organism: Suncus etruscus (white-toothed pygmy shrew)
Lineage: Eukaryota; Metazoa; Chordata; Mammalia; Eulipotyphla; Soricidae
Gene: RNF133
Product: ring finger protein 133
Exons: 1
Coding region: 1-1131 (376 amino acids)
Source: RefSeq, a predicted model, not a curated record